UUUGGCUCCCGCUGCAGAACCCUCUCCAUUUUUAAAAUUAUGCAGGGUACACUGAGGAGACAAUUUGGGUUUCCCCCACCUCUCCCUUGCCCUUGAAGAAAGCAAGCCCUUGUCUCAUUUGCAUUUGCAUUAAAGCCCUGCUCGCUAUAAGCUAGGCAAAGGGGAAGGACUUGAAGCCUAUGGGAUGGCUUUAGGGCUCUGCCCCUUGCUUUUGGCUCCCUCUCUCUCUCUCUCUCAUUCUCUCCCGUGCUUUGAUCUCUGCUUAACAACAGUAACGUCACAGCGACCAUACAGGAGAGUUUUGUUGGAAGUUAGAAAGUUUUGCAGCCUCCAGAGGGCUGUAGCGGCAGUAGCAGGAGCAGCAUCCGAGGGACUGACUCCUGGACGGGGAAGAGCGCGAGCCGGGAGAGCCCGCCCGCCGCCCUCGCCACGGGAGCCCGGAGCAGGCCAUGGAGCAUCAGCUGCUGUGCUGCGAGGUGGAGACCAUCCGGCGGGCCCACCUGGACGCCAACCUGCUCAACGACCGCGUGCUGCAGACCAUGCUCAAGGCCGAGGAGACCUGCGCGCCCUCCGUCUCCUACUUCAAGUGCGUGCAGAGGGAGAUCUUGCCAUAUAUGAGGAAAAUGGUCGCCACUUGGAUGCUGGAGGUUUGCGAGGAGCAGAAGUGCGAAGAGGAAGUUUUCCCCUUGGCUAUGAAUUAUUUGGACAGAUUUUUGUCGCUGGAACCCCUCAAGAAGAGCAGAUUGCAAUUGCUCGGAGCUACCUGCAUGUUCGUGGCUUCAAAAAUGAAGGAAACUAUUCCUCUGACCGCGGAAAAACUCUGCAUUUACACCGAUAACUCCAUCAGACCCGACGAGUUACUGCAAAUGGAGCUGCUGCUGGUGAAUAAGCUGAAAUGGAAUCUGGCUGCAAUGACCCCCCAUGAUUUCAUUGAACAUUUCCUAACUAAAAUGCCUCUGGCAGAGGACACCAAGCAGAUCAUCCGUAAACACGCUCAGACUUUUGUGGCUCUGUGCGCUACAGAUGUUAAAUUUAUUUCAAACCCACCUUCCAUGAUUGCAGCUGGCAGUGUGGUAGCUGCUGUGCAAGGCCUGCAUCUGGGGGACACUAACACUUUCCUCUCCUAUCAAUGCCUCACACAUUUCCUAUCACAAGUUAUCAAAUGUGACCCGGAUUGUUUACGAGCCUGCCAAGAACAGAUCGAAUCCCUCCUUGAAUCCAGUCUACGCCAGGCACAGCAACACAACGUAUCUUCAGAAACAAAGACUGUAGAGGACGAAGCAGACCUUUCCUGCACACCUACUGAUGUGCGAGAUGUGAACAUUUAAGAGGACUUCUGCUAAGGGGUUUGCUUGGCAAGAAAAGCAGAGAAAGAAAGGGCAUCUGAGAAGGAAUCAGCGUCAGGAUCUGCACCCCAGAAACCCUUUUCUCCAGGACAUUUUUAUACCAGAAGGGAAAACCAUUCUUGUUUUUUUUCCUUGCUCUGUCUCCCUUCCAUCUGUGACUUCAAACAAACAAAUAAACAAAAAAUACCCAAAAAACUGUCUUAAAAAAAGAAAAAAAUAGUAUUUGCAUUACCCCCAGGGGUUUGUGCUACAAAAAUAGAAGAUUUUAUACAAUAAUAAUCAACUAGUUUUUAUAUUAAAAGUGUUCUUGUCUGUAUGUUGUAAAAAUAGGCAUUAACACACAAAAUGUCUCCAGGGGAGGUAUUAGAUUUGAUUUCUUACAUAUAAAACAACCAACCAACCAUUUUUAAAGUAGAAGAGGGUUACCUUUUUUUUUUUGAUAGUAAAUGAAAUAUUCUUUUUUUUCUUUAAAAAAGCAUAGCUUUAACGCAGUUCUAGGCUUUUCUGUAUCUUGCUUGCUUAUGCAUUUAGUCACUUUAUAAUUCAUCUGUAAAUGUUUAUUUUAUUCCUUUAGUUUUAUUUUUUUUUAUCCUCUUCACCUUAUAAAUGGUUAACGUAACCCAUAAGUUAGUAUAUGUUAGUAUACAGCAUUAUUAUAUGUUAAUCUUUUUUUUUUGCCUGUGGAUUGCCUGUACAUGAGGCAUUUGUAGGGUUCCAGCUUAGCAUUGUCGGGAGAGGCCCACGUACUACUCAUACGAUACUCUAUUAUAAAGAGAAACCGAAAUAGUGACAUAAUAUAUUAUAUUUUUGUAAUCUUCAUAUUUUUGUAGUUACCUGUGUAAAAAUGCUGGUCUGACCCCACAGAUAUUCAACCUAAUUAUCGUCAGGUUCAAUCCACAGUUUAGUCUUUUUUUUUUAAUAAUAUUCUAAAACCAUUCCAUUCAAAGCACUUUCAGUCUAUUGGAUAUAUAGGAAAUACAUUCUUUUAUUGUGUGGGAAUUUUUUUUUAAUGGAAUGGUUUGGAAAUAUAUAAGUGCUUGUUCGCAAACUUGGAAUUGCAAAGCAAGUGCAUUUAACUAUGGUGUUAGAGGAAAGGUGAUUUUUUUCCGAAGGUUGUGUUCCAGCGAGAGACAUUGCAUUCACAAAUUGCCAGGAUAUCUUCCUAUCCUUUUCUAUAGAAAAGUCGAAGUUUAGAAAUCCUUUGGUGCCAACUCAUCUUUGUUAAUUAGGGGCCUUAAAGGUUCACGUAUAGGACACAUAGUUUAAGGAUUGUCUCUAGAUAUUUUACAACUGAAGGUUUUUGAACACUAAAAUAUAUAAUUUAUAGUUAAGGCUAAAAAAGAAUGAAUAUUUAUUACAGAGGAUGUUCAUAAGGCCAGUAUGAUUUUUAAAAUAAUGCAAUCGCCCCUUUUUUUUUUAAAAAAAGCAUAAUCUUUCUACCCUUGAUGUUGCAGUUUUAACAGCUUACUAAAGAAAAAAGGACACUCUUCAAUGAACAAACUCAAAACAAAACAGUCUACUUGGCCCCUUCUUACUCAUUUUCAAAAGCAGUCUAACCAUGAGAAACGCCAUAGUUACAACAUGAGAAUUGGAGUACUUGAAAGAAGUUCUUAUUCCAGUAUGUCCCCCCUCCCCUUUUUUUUUUUCGUUUUAAUUUAGCUACAACUAGAAAAUUUGCACAUCUUGGCUAUGUAUCUUUUUAUUAUUAUUUUAGAAAGUAGCUGAAGGGACGUGGACAUAGCUGUUGAAGUUGACGCUCGAGGAGAAUGUGAUGGUAAAAUGUAUGUGAGAAAACUGCCGCUAAGGUGUUGAUUGUUUAAAAAAAAAAAAAGAAAAAAAAAAGGAAAACAAGAGAGGAAAAAAAAAACAAUAAAAAGAAAAAAAAGAAAAAGAGAAAGAAAAGGAGUGGAUGCUCCAUUUUUAUUGAGCUGCUAUGGAUAAAUUCCCAGCAUGGUUUG
This is a messenger RNA of Tinamus guttatus (white-throated tinamou), 3304 nucleotides long. RefSeq names its product cyclin D1 (gene CCND1). The record is from RefSeq and is a predicted model, not a curated record. NCBI's taxonomy places the organism in Eukaryota, Metazoa, Chordata, Aves, Tinamiformes, Tinamidae.